This is a messenger RNA of Cucumis sativus (cucumber), 892 nucleotides long. RefSeq lists its product as uncharacterized. Bases 6 to 503 code for a protein of 165 amino acids. NCBI's taxonomy places the organism in Eukaryota, Viridiplantae, Streptophyta, Magnoliopsida, Cucurbitales, Cucurbitaceae. The record is from RefSeq and is a predicted model, not a curated record. The transcript is spliced from 2 exons.
CUCCAAUGCAGAUUGGGUUCACAUGCAUGGUUAAAAGAGGAGAAGGGCGCGCAUACAGGUUCAGCUCGAAUGAAAGGAGGUUGGCUCGCGACUUCAUAAAGGUGAUGCUUGCGCGAAAAGCAGCUCGAAAAGCCAUAACAAUGAGGUUAGAUUGCGAAUGGAAAAGGGGCUUCUCGUGGCGACUCGAAGUAGAGAGGAAGAAGACGGGUUCUUCAUCUAUGUCUGUGCAAGGACCGAUGAUGAGGCUUGCUAUUGGUCGACGAUGCACAAAUGGUCGUCGAAGGGGCUUUGCAGUGGCAGUGCUAGGAUUUGAACGAAGGAGGAAGAGGAGAGGUGUAUUUGAAGGGAAAGAAGAGAAUAAAUGCUUAAUCAAGAUCAAGAUCAUGAAGAGGAAUUUUAAGAAGAAGGAAAUCCAAGAAGAGAAGAAAUGGACGAAGCAAGAGAAACUAGGGUUGAAGACCACCAUUUCGUUUAUCUGGAGACCACCAUUUCGUUUGACUUAAAACUAGGGCCAAUAUACCCCUUGCCCAUGUUUAAAGGAAGUUCAUGAGAAGACCCAUACAAACAUUUGAAAGACUUUCACGUGGUUUGUGACGGAAUGAGACCUCACGACGUGACUGAAGAACAACAUAACUUGAGGGCCUUCCCAUUUCUUUAACUGAUCAAAGAGAAAACUUUAUUAUCUUUCGUUUGAAUCUAUCAGUACAUGGAAUGCUCUCAAAAGGACAUUUGUAAAAAAUUUCUUUCCCCCCUUUAAGAGCCCACAGUAUUAGAAAAGAGAUCUAAAGUAUAAAUCAAAACAUAGAAGAAUCAACAUUCGAAUAUUAAGAGAGAUGCAAAUAGUUAUAUGUGAGUUUUCCACAUCACCAAAUCUCUAACCAAUAUUUAAUAA